GGCCACUAUGCAAACCAAUGGUUCUAUCGAGACAGAAGGCAGUAUCCCAGCAGACUGUCUACGUCAACCGAUUCAAGGCGAUCACAUUCUCCAAGGAGAUAUGAACCUCGACGAAGAAAGCCUUCCCCAAGGAGGGGAUCUGGCUUAGAAGAUCAAGUGGCUGACCUAGCGAAGGGUAUGACGACGAUGAAGGAAUAUUUUGAUCAGGUCCGGGCCAAGAAGGAGGAGAAGGCCCGGCGGAAGAUUGAGAAGGAGCGCGCCAGGGAAGCAGAAAGAUUAAGAGUUGAAGAGGAGGAAGCACGUCUGGCGCAGGAAGAAGCACGGCGAGAAGCGAAGAAGCGUAAGAAAAAAGAGAAGGCCAAGCAGGAAGCCGAUUUGAAAGCCGCUUUGAAGAAAGAUGUCACCAUGCAUGCUGCUAUGCUAAUGACCGAGAUCAAGGACGAUUGGUUACAGCAGUGGAAGACCACAGUUCUCCCAACACUCGCAGGAGGGGAACUAGACGUGAAGGGGAAGAAACAGGUCAAACAUGAGAUUGAGGAAGGGAGUGGGAUGGAGUGCAGCAGUCAGGCAGCUGACAGGUGUGUCUGAACCGUAGCUGGCCUGUACGGAGGGACGGCGACCGUACGUCACCGGCGGGUCCAAUCCCGCCAUUUGCAAGC
Molecule: messenger RNA, 659 nt
Organism: Chara braunii
Lineage: Eukaryota; Viridiplantae; Streptophyta; Charophyceae; Charales; Characeae
Source: the annotation of a GenBank genome assembly